Messenger RNA from Caenorhabditis sp. 36 PRJEB53466, 324 nucleotides. NCBI's taxonomy places the organism in Eukaryota, Metazoa, Nematoda, Chromadorea, Rhabditida, Rhabditidae. The record is from the annotation of a GenBank genome assembly.
AUGAAGGUUCUAGCUCUCUUCUUUGUCUUCUAUUCAAUUGCCGCAGUCUCCGCUCAAUGGGAUAACAGUUUCUGGUGAGUCAAGAUUACUGUAGGGUGAGAAGGAUAGCUACCAACGCCUUUCUUCUUUCCCUUUUUGUUAGAGGGCGAUGUUCGAAGUAGUUAUAAAAAAUAAUCCAUUUCCAGGUGGAAUCUACCGCAAGCGCAACCGCAAAACUUCAAUUGGUUCGGAAGCAGUGGCCAUCAGAGUGACGAAAAAGGAAAUAUGUGGCACGGAGAUGACAAUGCCAAACUGAUGCUCAUUGCCAAAUCUUCCUGGCCGUAA